AUGACAUCCAAUCGUGUCGACGACAUCCUUGCAUGCCUUACUGUAGAAGAGAAGGUCUCACUUUUAGCCGGUGGAACAGCGUGGACCACCAAACGGAUUCCUGAGAAGGGAGUUCCGAGCGUCAAGCUUUCGGAUGGGCCAAAUGGAGCUCGCGGGGUGAACAUUGAGGAUGGAGCCACGUCGGCGUGCUUCCCUGCUGCCUGCAGUGUUGCUUCAACGUUUGACGUCGAAAUAUCACGAAGAAUUGGGUCAGCCCUAGGCGAGGAAUCGCUGACGAAGGGCGCCCGGUGCUUACUAGGCCCGACUGUGUGUAUUCAUCGGCAUCCACUCGGAGGGCGCAAUUUUGAGAGCUUCUCGGAGGACCCGUUCUUGACCGGCAAGAUGGCGUCGGCAUACAUAUCUGGCCUGCAGUCAGAGGGCGUCUCCGCCACAAUUAAGCACUUUGCUGUGAACGAGCAAGAGACAAGGCGCCUGACGGUUGAUGCAAAAGUCAGCGGACGGGCCCUGCGCGAAAUCUACCUCAAGCCCUUUGAAAUUGCCAUCAAAGAGGCCAAUCCAUGGGCUCUCAUGACAGCUUAUAACAAGAUCAACGGGGAUCAUGCGGACUCAAACGAGUUCCUAUUGCAGACCGUCUUACGGCGUGAAUGGGGAUGGAACGGUCUAGUGAUGAGCGACUGGGGAGGUACAAACUCCACGGCCGAAUCACUCAACGCAGGUGUGGAUUUGGAGAUGCCCGGUCCCAGUCGAUGGCGCAAGUUGGAGGACGUCAUGGCUGCCCUGGAAGCCGGAAAACUCAAAAAGGAUACCAUCAACGAUAGGUCUCGCCAGGUGUUGCGUUUUGUUGAGCAGCUACAAGGCUUCGAAAACCCGACUUGGGAAGAGCCAGAGGAACACUCUAUCGACAAGCCGGAGCAUCGAAGUUUGAUCCGAGAGGCAGGAAGCAAGGGAAUCGUGCUGCUGAAGAACCAAGACAACAUCCUUCCACUGACGAAAGAAAAGGAUUGUCUCGCGCACGGGGGUGGUAGCGCAUCCGUGAACCCCCAUUACCGAGUCACACCCUGGGAUGCUCUUAAAGAGGCUUUUAAGGACGACGGUGUCGCGUUCGCAUUUUCAAAAGGUGCUCAUACGGCGCGUCAAUUUCCACUCAUCUCAGAACGUGUCAAAGAUCUCCAGGGGAAUCCAGGAUUCACCUUCAGCGUCUUUGAAAAAGGUCGCUCGAUACCGGAGAAAGUCACUCACGGCCAUACGGAUUCGGAAGUUUCUCUCUUAAGAGGCCAAAACAUUGAGCACAGAGACAUAACUCUUGAGGGAACUUACCAUCCCGAGGUGACAUCAAGAUACUACUUCAAAUUAUCCGGACUCGGGCCCUCACAGCUCCUCGUGAACGAUGUAACAAUUUUCGAACAGAAGGAAAACUGCUCAGAUGCCAUGGGCUUCCUAUUUGGCGGCGUUCCGAUUCCGACUAUUGAGUUGGAAAUGGAAAAGGACAGAGAGUAUCAGAUUAAAAUCAUCAGCAAGUCUCCUGCUGUAGCCGAGGACCAAAACCUGGGCUUCCUUGCCGCUCAUGUUGGUGUCCGCUUGGGACACAUAUCUGCACUAGAGCAUGACCGCGAUAUCUUGACAGAGGCGGUUGAGUUGGCCAAGACAGUCGACUACGCCAUUGUUUUUACCGGCCACGAUCCUACCUGGGAAACCGAGGGCCAGGACCAAGCCGGAUUCAAUCUUCCUAGAGAUGGUAGCCAAGACAAGUUGGUCAGCGCGGUUGCCGCAGUCAAUCCGAACACGAUCGUCGUCAACAGUACAGGUGUCGCUGUAGCACUUCCCUGGCUUGAUCAGGUGCAAGGGCUGCUACAGGCGUGGUUCCCUGGCCAGGAAGCUGGCCAUUCGAUCGCCGACGUUCUCACGGGCGCACUCAGUCCCGAAGGCCAUCUGACCUGCUCGUUUCCUAAGAGACUCCAAGACUGCCCAGCCUAUGGUAACUUCCCAGGUGGUUUCAACAACUAUGGCGCUCCUCAGGUGGAAUACAGGGAAGGCGUCUUCGUUGGCUAUAGACAUUUCGACCGAGUGCCAGCGGACCAACUCAACUUUCCCUUUGGCUUCGGACUUUCUUACACAACAUUCGGUAUAGAAAAUCUCUCAGUCCACGAAACCUCUGGCGGUACAUAUCAAGUCAAGGCAACGGUCUGUAAUUCUGGGGACCGCAAGGGAGCCAUAGCGGUGCAAGUGUACGUGGGUAGAAAGGUGGCUUCUUCUGAACACCCAGUCAAGAUCUUGGCAGCUUUCGAGAAAGUCGCUUUAGAGCCUGGGGCAUCCCGGGACGUGAAACUGGUGGUCAGGAAGCGGGAUUUUGCUUUCUGGGAUGAGCGUGCAAACAACUGGGCUGUUGAGACAGGGACGUAUAUAUUCAGCGUGGGCAAGUCCGCAGGAGAGCUAGUUGCAACUCAAGAGGUUCAAGUUGAGUCGGAAUCAUAUACGGCCUAG
This is a messenger RNA of Colletotrichum truncatum, 2481 nucleotides long. The record is from RefSeq and is a predicted model, not a curated record. Lineage: Eukaryota; Fungi; Ascomycota; Sordariomycetes; Glomerellales; Glomerellaceae.